GAACCCGACGGUAAAACGUGUCGUGAAUUUUCGUUUCAGUGCGCGCAGUUGAACCGACUUGCUUUACGAUAGUUACAUCUCUCGGAUCGUAAUCUAUGACAGAUUUUAAUAAUACAUUACUGUUACAGAGUAUCGUGUACGAAAAUAUUCUAUGGCUAUCGAAAGCUAGUCAUGAAUUUCGGAAGUGUAGAAUGCCCGUUGCGUAGGUCGAAAAGAACAUACGCCAAAGGCGCUAUUGAAUCGCGCCAUCUAGAUAUCGUUAGGAAGAAAUUAUAUUAGUGAAAGUUUAGAAAAACUUUUGAAUAAUGUUAUUACUCUGUCCGAUAACGAGUACUGUAAGGUAAAAUUAAUAAAUAGAAAACUUGUUAUAACGCACACCGAUCACGAUUGCGUGAAACUUAAACGCAAGAGCAUAUACGCCUUAUGAUUAAAUCCACAUAACCUCAAUUUCGGAUGAAAAAUGAAUACCUGCGAUUAUGAGAGCGUAAUUUCAUAUUUGUCUUAUGGAGAAAAUGAAAAGAUUCAAUCGUUUCUGAGAGAAGAAAUCAAAGGCAUUUUUCAUUUUACGAAUAAAUACGUAAAUUUUAAAAGUCUGAAAAUAUCGGUAAUAUUAAAGUAACGACUGCAAACUUAUUGCAGUAACAAUAAAUAUAUGUAUAGUAAAGUUACACGAAUUGAGUUUUAUCAGUUUUUUUUUAUAAAUCAUUGAACUCGUUAAUGAUGGCAUCUGAUGCAUAUAAUAGUCUUGUGUAAAAUUAUUCUGCAGGAAAAAUAACAAACACUCUAAAUACAACAUGCACAAGCAGCGUUACAAAACGGAUUAAAGUUUCUUUCUUAAUAAACAAUAAGAAUCACUUUUACGAUAAGAUCGUUUGUUUACUUUAUUUCUUGGUUGUUAAUGUUAAAAUAUUUGCAUAUACGUGUUUAAAAUACAAUGCAAAAAAUUUAAGUUAUUGGAUCAAAGAUGCAGCACAUUGAAGUUAAUAACAGGGAUCAUAAUUAUAGCGAAGUAAAAGUAGAUAAUCUUCAACAUAGCGAUAGCAGUAUUCAAAAUGUGUUUGACAAUGAUAUUAAAGCAGUAUGUAAAUCAAACAAAUUUACAUUAGUAUCGAAUAAAGAACCAUUUGGGCAAAUUAAAGAUAUAAACGAAUUGAAGAAGAUAACACCACGUGUAAAAUUAUUGGCCCACGAUGCCAAUAGUUUAAACGAAUUAACUAAAAUUUCUUUGCACAAUAAAAUAUCUGCACAAAAAAGGUUGUCGAUAUCGGAGCAAACAAAACAGGAGUUGAAGAAGUACUGUAGAACUUGCGCAGGGUUAAAACUCCCAUUGGUCGACAUUUUUAGCGAGAAAGGUAUUCAAAUGAGAUUGAGUCAACAAAUUAAACACUUGGAAGAAAUAAAUCCGUACGACAGCUUAUCGACUCAAAUGUGUAUGGACUGUAUCUGUGACUUGAAAAUGAGUUACAAAUUUUUUAUGCAAAUUAAAAAGGCAGAAGUUAAAUUGAAAUCUAUUCACAUUACUCUGACAGAUACGGUAGCAAGAAAUCUAGAGGUAAAGAAAUUGCAAUCCGUAACGAAUAUAGAAAAUUCCGAGAUGCAAAUAGAAAAUUUUCUAGAUUACGAUAGAAAUAAUCCAUCUACUAGUAAAGAACACGACGAACAGAUACCCAGAGAAAGAGCGUCUUCAAUUUUCUCGCUAAAAGAUGAAGAAAACUCUUCGAAAGAAGUCGAGAUCAUAGACGAGAGUGUCGAUGAAUCGGAGAAUAAAGUUGAAGUUGAGAUUUUUGAAGACAUGGCAGUUGAACAGGACAGUGACGAUAAUGAAUCUAUAGAAGAGUUUGAUCCGGAUGAUCCACCGUUUCAACCCGAUACUUCCGAUGCCGCGGAUUCUGACGAUGAAAUAGAUGUACAAGUACCAAUCGUAAGGAGGCGGAAUACACAGCAGAAGGAAAAUAUUAUAAAACAACAGUGUUUGCAACCGGUAUUUCUUUGCGAUAAUUCAGUUGCGGAUAAUGAAAAUACAGAUUUUAAUCAAACAACAUAUAAAUAUGAUACAUCGCUGAACGCGUACAUUAAAGUAGAAGACACAGACAGUAGUAAUUAUGCUAGCAAACCGUAUAGCAUAUCUAAAUCUGAAACUAUAAAUAAUAGCGAAAGUACAAAAGAAUCGUUAAAACAACCAAACAUAUUAAAACGCAGGCUCUUAUUGCAGACAAAGAAAGACUCUACCGAAGAGACGGAUGAAAAUACUUGUCAGUCUAAUACCUCCGAUAAAAAUGGAAGUCACAAAGAUGUUAAAGUACAAAAGUUAGAUCUACAUAAUCCUUUGAGCAUUAAUAGUAAUCAAGAAGAUGGAAUUAUGUAUGUUACUGUUAAAGGUUCUAAACCGAAUGAAAUAUUAUUAGUAAAAGUUAAGAAAAUGGAUAAGGCUUUAGAAAAGAAAGACGAUAAAUUGGCGGGGGGGAAGAAAAAUUUCGAUAUCAAGCCGAUGGAAAAAAUCUUGAAGCGGUACGAGACGCUAGUUACAAAAGAGAAGGAUUUGUUUCCAGAACGAACAAAAAAGUCUGAAAUACGAGAACAGAUUAUCGAGGAACAAAUAGAAGAGUACAAGAAGAAACGGGAGAAGGUAUUAGGCGGUCAUGCUAAUAUUUCUCUUCCUUUGAAACUAGAGGAAACUCAUACUCGUUACAUUAGGCGUAACGAGAAUCAAGAGAAUCAAAGAUGCUCUGUACAUACAGGAAGUGAUUCAAUUGUAAAUAUACAAUUUAAUAAACAUAGUGAUAGCAAUGUAAGUACUAAGAAAAUUGAAAAUGAUAUUUCAGAGAUUAUAGAGCCAGUAAAAGAAAAGGCCACUAGCGAGAGAGCAUAUGUAAAUACCGAGGAAUAUUUAUCGCGUUUAGCAAAACUUAAAUUAAAAUGGGAAGAAGCAAAAAAGAAGAAAGAAUCUCUUCAGAAGGAACUGGACGAGUCUUAUACAGAAGGGAACAUUGAAAAGUUGGCAAGAAUUUUGGGAGAAAAAGAAAAGAACCUGCAAGAUUUUCAAGAUUAUUUGAGGCAACGUAAAAUUGUAAUUACAAGAUUAAAGGAUAAGGAUAUUAUAUCUCUUUACGAGGAUAGAAAUAACGCGGUGCUUAAAAACAGUUUGCCCGAUUUAAUAGAUGAGACCCAGCCAGCGGAUUAUAUUCCGGAAGAACAUUACUUGGAGUGCGAUUAUUGUCCGGAAACAUUUGCUUCUAAAGAGGUGCUCGAGGAACAUCUGAAAAUGCACGAUUAUAAAAUCAUGCAUUUUUGUGAGGAUUGCAUGGAGGAAUUUCCAACAAACAAGGCGAAAAGGAAUCACAAUGUGAUUUGCAUAAAAAAGUUGUUGUGCAAAUACUGCGACGUGAUACUAGAUUCGAAAGGAAAGAAGCGUCAGCAUGAACAAAAACAUUGCGACAAUAUAUUCGGUCAACUGUGCGACAUAUGCGGCGAGAAGUUCAAGCAUCAAGGAACGUUGGAUCAACACGUGAAAACGCAACACAUGAGUUGGGAGAAAAUAUUUCAAUGUCCAAAAUGUCCGAAAAAAUUUGCGUUCAAACAAAAGCUCAGCUUUCAUUUGAAAUCUGUACACACGACGCUGAGAGCCUAUUUAUGCGAGGAUUGCGGGGCGGACUUUAAAAAUCCGGCAAGUCUUCGACACCAUAGAAUACGUAAACAUCAACCGGUAGGGAAUAAACGAGAGUGCCCGGUCUGCCAUAAAUUAGUACCGUUUUAUAGUCUUUCGAAGCAUAUGCAUACUCAUAAAGCGUAUACCAUUCAAUGCCCGCAUUGCGACAAAAUGUUUAAAAAUAGUUCAACCUUAAAACAACAUGUAAGAAUUCACGAAGAUCAGCGGCAGUUCCGAUGCGACACUUGCGGCGUUGGUUUUAAUAGGCGCGAUGGUUUGAGAUUGCAUAUGAGAGUGCAUGAAAAAACUGAUAGCAGAGGGUUAAAGGAAUGUUCGUGUCAAGUUUGCGGCGAAAAAUUUCCGAAUCAUUCGACCCUCGUUAUACAUAGAAAUCGAGUUCACAAAGACGGUAGACAAUACACGUGUCAUAUAUGUAAUAGGUCAAUGAUUUCUACUAGAUCGUUAGAAUGGCAUAUGUCUCAUAUACACAAUGAAUCUCUUCCCGGUGUUGUGAAGGAAGACAUAGACGGGACACCGGAGAAGAAAAGGGUAUCGUGUUAUCAUUGCAAUAAAACUUUCAAAACAGAAAUGAUUUUAAGAACGCACAUUAAAAACACUCAUAUGGAGAAAGAUCCUAUGAAGUGUUUAGAUUGCGAGUUAACGUUCACUUCUGAAGUGAGACUAAGACACCAUAUGAUGGUGACGCAUAAUAGACUAGAAGGAACUUUACCCUGUCCUCAUUGUCCGAAGAGAUUUGUGAAUCAGCUUCGAUUGAAAACACACAUGAUAUCUCAUUCCGAGGAAAGGCCGUACACGUGUGAAAUUUGUGGAUUUAAUUUAAAGACGAAAAUUCAGUUGAUCAAGCAUCAUCAGAACAGGCACAGCGACGAGAGGCCUUUACAAUGUAGAUAUUGUCCAUGGAGAUGUAAACAAGUCAGCGCACUCGUCUGUCACGAGAGAACACACACAAACGAACGACCAUACUCUUGUAGCGUGUGUAGACAGCGUUUUAAAUACCUCGGCGAUAAAAACAAACACGAGAGACGACACGAAAGUUUAGGGGGAUCUGGAUUUAAAAGAAUAGUACCUGGUCGAAAUAUUAAACCAAAAAUGCAAGAAGAUUCGUCUUGUUCCGAUCAGGAGCAAGAAAUUUAUGCUAAAACGGAACCCGAGGUUCCCGAGGGCGAGUACGAAGAACAGAUAGAUCAACAGUUUGAGGAAGAGCAAAUAGUUAAGUUCGAAGAACAGGGAAUAGUAAAAUUCGAAGAACAAGAAAUAGCAGAAGAAUACGAACAAGUCUACGAACAGGAAUACGAAGAGACGUCUAGAGAAGCCUCGGAUGCAGCGGAAGUUAUAAUGAAUAUGGAAGACACUACAGUCUACACGGAAGAAGUAACUGCAGAUAAUAUGGAACCUGCCGAAAUAAUGGCAGACGAAAUGAUGACGAAUGAAAUAUUACAAUCAGGUGCUGUGGUUCAUUUGCAACAGGAAGAUGAUUCCGGGAAAAUACAAGUGAUUCCGGUUAUGCUCUCCUUACCUGAUCUAUCCGAUGCAAAUACAGAGGUCAAUUUAGCCACAGCAUCCAUUAUGUAUAAUAAUUGAAUUUAAUAUCGCAAUUUCCUGCUGUGGUAUUAAUUGUAAAAAGAAGAGACUUUUAAAAGUUUUAUUGCGGUGAUUACAGUUUUAAAAGAAAACCUUUUAAUUGGGGUAAAUAAAUAGGGGCUAAAUCACAUUCCUGUAACUAAAAUUAUGGACAUUCGAAAAUGUAUAUUUCCUUGAAACCGUAUCUAGGUUUCAGUCGCUAAGGAUACACUGAACAUGUACCCCAAAGGUCGUGAUAAUUUUCUGCUAGUUAAAGCAGAAAUUUUGUAAGAUUAUUUCGCUGUAUGAAAAUACUUAUUAAGAUUGUAAAAAUGAUGAUACAACAAAUUUUAACUUCAUAAAUGCUUUUCGCUAUAAAAUUUUCGUUUAGUUAUAAAAACGAUUAAAAAAUAACUGUACUACGAUAUAAAGUAUUUUGUACAAAUCUAUAAAGAAUGAACAUAUAUAUUUUACUUGAUAAUACAUAUAUAAAUUUCAUGGUACAUAUUAAUAAAAUUGACAUUAUUCAUAACCAUGCGUUUAUUUAUAAAAUAUGUCGUUCGUGAUUCAUAUUCAUUCGUUUUUUGUUACGUUUACUAAUUACAUUAUUUUCUUUUGCGAGUAUUUUUUAUUUCUUACUUGGUUAAAGCGUGGACAAUAAUUAGUUUUUACACAUUGUAGAGAUAUUGCAUUUUACAGUUGUAAAUUAUAGUAAGAAUAAGAAAAGAAAAUCCAAUAGAUUCUUGGUACUUUGAGUGCGGUUUUUUUUGUAAUAUAUAUUAAUAUAACAUACACAUCGGAAGAGAUAUGAAUAUCAAUUUCUGUACAUUUCGGAGAAAAAUUACAGAAUUACAGAAUUUUACGUAUAACGAAAUGGAUGCCCAAAUACUAGCUCAAGCAUCAUUAUUAUUAUUAGCAUUACUUCAUAAUAUUUUUUUAAAUAACAGUGAGGUAAAAAUAUUCAUGUUAAUUAUAAUUCUAAAUAAUA
Colletes gigas is the source of this 6215-nucleotide messenger RNA. RefSeq lists its product as uncharacterized. The record is from RefSeq and is a predicted model, not a curated record. The transcript has 4 exons. Gene Ontology annotation, cellular component: nucleus. Gene Ontology annotation, molecular function: DNA-binding transcription factor activity, RNA polymerase II-specific; RNA polymerase II transcription regulatory region sequence-specific DNA binding; zinc ion binding. Gene Ontology annotation, biological process: regulation of transcription by RNA polymerase II. Lineage: Eukaryota; Metazoa; Arthropoda; Insecta; Hymenoptera; Colletidae. Bases 965 to 5248 code for a protein of 1427 amino acids.